Striga asiatica is the source of this 2248-nucleotide messenger RNA. Lineage: Eukaryota; Viridiplantae; Streptophyta; Magnoliopsida; Lamiales; Orobanchaceae. The record is from the annotation of a GenBank genome assembly.
UUAUCUUCAGUUCUUCACCUUGACCCCUUUUAAGGUUUAUAAACCUCUUUCAACCAAAGAACCCAUUCUGCUCAACCAGAAGUAGACAACAGCUUGAAAGUUCAAAGCGAACACCAAAGCCACAUUUUUUUCCCCCAAAUACAUAUGAAUGGCCCCUCUUUUCAGGCCUAGUAGCUCUCUCAAACGCAUGGCCUCUCGUUUUCUCACAUCCGUUCACUCUUUUCAUUCUCAUGGCCACUGUCAUUUCGCGCCCUCCUCUACUUGUGCCGUCGCUCGACCCUCCUUCAUACUUCUCAACAGCAGUCUUGUCUGUUCCAGAGCAAGUGAUAGGUUGAGCUUGAGGAAUGUUUCAACCAAGUUUAUGCAAUGGAAUGCUGUGGUUCCCAGAGCAUUUAUGUCAUCAACUAUCAGCAGCGAGGCUGUUCGUGAAAGUAAAGUUUCGAAAGAAUAUGGAUCAGAUCAGAUUCAGGUAUUGGAAGGUUUAGACCCGGUAAGAAAACGACCUGGAAUGUACAUAGGAAGCACUGGAUCCCGUGGUCUUCAUCAUCUGGUUUAUGAAAUCUUGGAUAAUGCCAUUGAUGAGGCACAAGCCGGAUUUGCUUCAAAAAUUGAUGUUAUUCUACUUGCAGAUAAUUCAGUGAGCAUAACAGACAAUGGGCGUGGAAUCCCAACUGAUUUACAUCCAACAACUAAAAAGUCUGCUUUGGAGACUGUCUUAACGGUUUUGCAUGCAGGUGGGAAGUUUGGUGGUUCAAGUAGCGGUUACAGUGUAUCGGGUGGUCUACAUGGUGUGGGUUUAUCAGUAGUUAAUGCGCUGUCUGAGGACCUUGAAGUUACUGUGUGGCGCGAUGGUAAGGAGUACAAGCAGAAAUAUUCCCGCGGAAGGCCUGUGACAAACUUAGUCUCUAACGAGCUUCCAUUUGAUAUGAGAGACCGUCAAGGGACUCGCAUACAUUUUUGGCCCGACAAACAAGAAAUAUUCACGACUGCUGUUGAGUAUGACUACAACACAAUUUCUGGAAGAAUUAGGGAGCUUGCUUUCCUCAAUCCUCAGGUCACAAUUGUACUUGAAAAGGAGGACACAGACCCAGAGAAGAGGUUGCAUAAUGAGUAUAACUAUGCUGGAGGAUUAGUGGAGUAUGUGAAAUGGCUUAAUGCCGAUAAGAAACCUCUUCAUGAUGUCGUGGGUUUUAGGCAAGAAGCUGAUGGAAUCUCAAUUGAUGUAGCACUUCAGUGGUGUGCAGAUGCAUAUUCAGAUACGUUAUUAGGAUAUGCCAACAGCAUUAGAACUGUGGAUGGUGGCACUCACAUUGACGGGGUGAAAGCAUCGUUAACUAGAACGCUCAACAACCUAGGAAAGAAGUCCAAAGUCAUUAAGGAAAAGGAUAUUAGCUUAAGUGGUGAGCACGUGAGAGAGGGAUUGACUUGUGUCAUCUCUGUCAAAGUUCCAAACCCAGAAUUUGAAGGACAGACAAAGACACGAUUAGGAAAUCCUGAGGUGAGGAAAGUGGUCGAUCAAUCUAUCCAAGAAUAUCUUACUGAGUACCUCGAGUUGCAUCCGGAUGUUCUUGAUGCGAUUCUUUCAAAGUCCCUCAAUGCUCUCAAGGCAGCACUAGCUGCAAAGAGGGCAAGGGAAUUGGUGAGACAAAAGAGCGUUUUGAAAUCAUCUUCCCUUCCUGGAAAGCUUGCUGAUUGUUCAUCUACAAAUCCUGAAGAAUCUGAGAUAUUCAUAGUUGAGGGUGACUCAGCUGGUGGGAGUGCCAAACAAGGCCGCGAUCGCCGGUUUCAGGCCGUGCUUCCUUUAAGGGGUAAAAUUCUCAACAUUGAGAGAAAGGAUGAAGCUGCUAUGUACAAAAAUGAAGAGAUUCAAAAUCUUAUUCUUGGUCUUGGACUUGGAGUGAAGGGUGAAGAUUUUAAUAAAGAUUCUCUACGUUAUCACAAAAUCAUAAUAUUAACCGAUGCUGAUGUUGACGGGGCUCACAUACGAACAUUGUUGUUGACCUUUUUCUUUCGCUAUCAGAGAGCUUUGUUCGACGAAGGGUUGAGACGCGCAAGCGAGCAUAUUACUGUUACGAUGACCAUGAUCUCAAUCGCCAUAUACGUGAACUUUCUCCGAAUUCAUACACAAUUCAGAGGUUUAAAGCUUUGGGAAACAACCUUGAAUCCCGAGACGAGAUUGCUGAAGCAAUUAAAAGUCGAGGAUGUUGCUGAGGCUAAUGUUGUCUUUUCGUCUCUCAUGGGAUCUCGA